AUGGCCUUUACUGGUGCUAUACCAGAUGAUUGGAGCCGAUGUCGUGAGGGUAGGUCCUCCUACGUCAUCGGCCCAAUUAGGCGCGCGGUAAACCAGCAUCCUGAUGCGCUCGUCAGGCUACUAGUUGCUCUAUUCCUUGCAAAGGAAGAGCAACUUGGGUACGACCCCCUCGUGACGCGGCUUUCCGAUGGAAGCUACGUGUACGAGCUCCCGCCGGAUGGAGAGAGGCCAUCAUCAGUGUACUACAGGACCGUCGCUCUCCUGUCCCAGUAUCACUCCCCCUCGCUCACCGGUCGACGUGCGCGCGUCUGGAGGGUCAAGCAGGUUGUCUCCCCUACAGACCCCAGGAGAGUGCAUGGGACGAUUGACCGCGUGCUCAAAGAUGUUUUGCUUGACGCGACGAUGAAGACGGAGGCUGAAAUCCAACAGCAGCUAUUCCACGACAUCGACGCGUUUUCGCAGGACGCCAAUUGGCGUAACCGCGACAUCCUGAAGGAAUUCGACCAAACAACGAUAGACUCGAUCGCGGAAGCGUUGGAGGGGGGAAACUUUCGACGAUAUUUCUCCACAAUCGUCGAUAAACACAUCGAUUUCCUUUCCUCCACUUUAUCCUCACCCUCGUCGCCUGUGACCUCCCCUCGAAACCGGCGAUGUCUGUUCGUAUACGAGUAUUUUUGCACCCCGCUUUACAGUGUUCCAACCUUGGGAGAAGUCUUUGAUAUUGUCAAGCAAUGCCUCACUGCUCUUCGCUUGAUGUUCUGUGCGGGAUGGGUUCACCGAGACGUCAGCCCCGGAAAUAUCCUUGCUGUUCGUCAAACACCCGGAUCUCCUUGGAGGGUGCAGCUGUCCGAUCUUGAAUUUGCUAGGAGAUUCCCUGACGUUGGAGCUCCUCCCUCGUCACAAAUUACGGGAACCCCUCCGUUCAUGGCCUGCGAGAUACACACAUCGAAAUAUCUCCUGCCUCCACCGACCUUGGAAAGGAUUCCACCAGGUGGCAAGGUGCCGGUUGUGCCGCGCCCCAAGGGUCCGGUGGUAUACCACUACCAGCACGAUCUGGAGUCGCUGUGGUGGAUCGUCCUCUGGAUCGUAACGAUGAGAGUAAGGCAGAACCUGCCUCGAAGGUUCGGCGAGGCCAUGUUCCUUUCGGAGGCGGGCAUGCGAAAUGGUCUGGCCCGGACUACUCUUUUCUCCGAAUGUAUCGCCGACGACGACAUGUUUCUCGAAUCACUACCACCAUCCCUCGAAUCACUGGCCGUCCCCCUCGAAAAUCUCCGCUAUGAUCUCUACGCCGCCUACACCUCACGGAACCAGGAGGACAGGAUUAAUGACAUCGGAACCUAUUCGUACAUCAUGGGCCGUGCUUUCACACUUUUCUUCGAUGAUGUCGGCAACUCUCGCUCGGAAUGGGAGUCGGUAGACCUGGUUGUUGAACACGAUGCUCCCUAUCCUAUUCGAACCAGUACUGUGGUUAGUGGUCCACAUCCCCGACCUUCAUACCCAGUCCUCACCCUCAACAACCCCUCCCCAAAAAAGCGACAGCUACAAGACACGGACACACAAGGGAGACCUGCGAAGAGGGCGCGUUGUAGUCCGACCGUCAACCGCCCAGUCACUCGGUCGAUGACGCGACAAGACGGUCCCAUCACGCGGUCUCAGAGCCGUCGUCUGCUGCAGAUUCGGCAAGGUAGAUGCUAG
Coprinopsis cinerea okayama7#130 is the source of this 1695-nucleotide messenger RNA. RefSeq names its product other/FunK1 protein kinase. NCBI's taxonomy places the organism in Eukaryota, Fungi, Basidiomycota, Agaricomycetes, Agaricales, Psathyrellaceae. The record is from RefSeq and is a predicted model, not a curated record. Bases 1 to 1695 code for a protein of 564 amino acids. Gene Ontology annotation, biological process: protein phosphorylation. Gene Ontology annotation, molecular function: ATP binding; protein kinase activity. The transcript is spliced from 4 exons.